Messenger RNA from Cydia fagiglandana, 3418 nucleotides. RefSeq names its product putative glycerol kinase 5. Gene Ontology annotation, molecular function: kinase activity; phosphotransferase activity, alcohol group as acceptor. Gene Ontology annotation, cellular component: mitochondrion. Bases 155 to 1807 code for a protein of 550 amino acids. The record is from RefSeq and is a predicted model, not a curated record. Lineage: Eukaryota; Metazoa; Arthropoda; Insecta; Lepidoptera; Tortricidae. Gene Ontology annotation, biological process: glycerol metabolic process; triglyceride metabolic process; phosphorylation. The transcript is spliced from 11 exons.
UCAUACGUCAUGUUGACAUGCGGACUGACAUGUAUUGACAUCGCGUGUUACGAAAAAUAAAUUAUGCAAAUUAAUUCAUUAUCAUUGUAAUAAUACAAAAUUAAAGACACAGUGUUACUAAAAUAUUAAAGCUUUAGCCCGCAGCGAAAUAAUAAUGGCGGAAAAAUACAUACUAACACUAGAUAUAGGAACUACUACGAUACGUUCUUUUAUAUAUAAUUCUAAAGCCGAAACUGUUGGAAGUGCUGUUGACCAGGUCAAAUUACACUAUCCAAGUCCGGGGUUUGUGGAAAUAGAUCCUGAGGAGCUAUGGAAAUCAGUAGUACAAGUUGUGUUAAUUUCAAUCAAAGAUGCCAAACUAUCGGCAGCACAAAUCACAGCGAUGGGAAUAUCCACACAGAGAAGCACAUUCAUCAAUUGGUCACGAGAGACGGGCAAACCAUUCCAUAGGUUCAUCACAUGGAAGGAUCUCAGAGCCGACAAACUGGUCAAUCAAUGGAAUGAAUCUUAUACUUGGAAGCUAUUCAAGGCCGGCGCAUACGUCUUGUAUUUAAUAAUGAGGAGUCAAAAGUUCCGAGCCGGAAGUGUCCUUAAAUUCAUGAACACACAGACUACAUUAAGGCUAAGCUGGGCGUUACAAAACAUCGCUCCGCUGAAAGAAGCUGCAAAAAGGGAUGACGUCAUGUUCGGGACACUGGAUACGUGGCUGUUGCACAAACUUACAGGAGGUAAAAUCCACGUUUCGGACGUCUCAUCAGCAUCAGCCACUGGUUUCUUCGACCCUUUCUGCAUGGAAUGGGGCGGUUGGGCGCUAUCCCUCUUCAAGAUACCGCGCAGCGUGCUACCCACCAUAGUGGACACGGCGGGCAAGCACUUCGGGACCACUACGCCUGAUAUAUGGGGCCAUGCGAUACCUAUCAUAAGCUGUAUGGCCGACCAAACAGCGUCAAUGUGGGGUUCCUGCUGCUUCGAAGUCGGAGACGUGAAGCUCACCAUGGGCACGGGUACCUUCUUUAACAUAAACACGGGUUCCGUGCCCCACGCCAACGUGGCCGGUCUGUACCCCAUCGUGGGCUGGAGGCUGGGGGAUGAGCUGGUGUACUCCGCUGAGGGCUCCAACAACGAUACUGCCUCUAUUAUCAAGUGGGCACAGAACUUAGGUCUUUUUGAGAACCCUCAGGACUCGGCAAGCAUUGCUGAAUCAGUCCCAGACACCGAUGGAGUCUACUUUAUUCCGGCAUUCAGUGGAUUAGGGGCGCCAUACAACGACGGCUCAGCGGCAUCGGGCUUCGUUGGCAUGAAGCCCUCAACAACUAAAGCGCACUUAGUGAGGGCAGUGUUGGAGUCCCUCGCGUUCCGGAUAGCGCAGCUGUAUUACUGUGUGCGCGAGGAGAACAACUAUCAGUUCAACAUUAUCAGAGUGGACGGCGGCGUCUCCAACAACGAUUUCAUCGCACAGCUGGUGGCGGACCUGACCGGGCUCCGUGUAGAGCGGCCCGUGCACACAGAGAUGUCCUCACUCGGCUGCGCUCAUGUCGUAGGCCUGCAACUAGGUAUAUGGAAAUCCAAAGCGGAGCUAAAAUCAAUGCGCAAAGUCGCCUGCGUAUUCAAUCCACGGCCGCACGUCAAAAAAGCAUAUGACGUCACUUUCAACCGCUGGGAGGACGCGGUCAAACGCAUGUGCGGUUGGUACACAGCUAACAAGUCUCAACAGAGUCUCUCCACAGUCUCAGACUCGAGUAGCAGUUCAGUGACCCCACAAAACAGCUUUAAGGUACCCUCAAGAAGAAACGGUAAGUACACAUAGCGGUGGCUUUUCUACUUGCUGGCGCUGCUCGUCGCGUGCCUGCCUAUAAUUAGGUGAUAUAUAUCUUGCCCUGAUGUUUUUAGAUUGAUUCGUGAAGAUACACUCAACAGUGAUAACCCUAUUACUUUAUAGGAAGCAUUCCACGAAAUGGUUUAGCGUUGCCCCGUAAACACGUGUAAUAUCUGAAGAUUUAAACUGCAAAACGUAAUUCAAGACCAAUAACAGUAAGACAAUGUUGCCACUGCAAUAAUUUGUCUGUAAAAUAGUAAAUUCCUUUUGAUAAAUAAUCAUGCUAAGAUAAUUUAUUUAUUAGUAAUUUUACUCCUACGAUAUAAAAAAGUACUUUUAUUUACUUAUUUUUACAUAAAUACAAGACGCGCUAGUAAAAAGUGGCAACAUUUUCUUACUAUUUUUGGUGUUGAAUUACGUUUUGCAGUAUAGGUAUAGGAGUGUCUCUUUCUGUGACAAUGAAAGAUAUAACAUAAAGAAAUAUGCUCAGAAAAUAAUCAUCGACUUAUAACACUGAAAAAAAAUAUGUAAUAAAACGCACGGGGCUACACGUGGAAUAGCUUCAUAGUUAGAUUUUUUUAAGAUGUGCGUAUUUUGUUUAUAAAAUUCAGACAGAGUAAAAAAUUCUGACUAUACCUACUAGUUUCUUAGGUGUAGCGUAGUGUGCAGUGUAAGCUUACAUAAAAAGGGUCAUGCCAGAGUUCGCUGUUUUUAUACGUAGCUUAUAAGUGUUUUGAGGUUAUAAUAUAAGAAUACAAUACAGAAUACAGGCAAUUAUCAGCAGCAGUACCAUUUAAUCCUGUAUCUAAGUUUUUUUGUUAAUUAAGCCUGUUCAUUUAAAAUUGUAGCGAUGGUUAGAGGCCGUCUUUAAUGUGAUAAUCAAUAUCAAACGUUUAAGUGGCGUCUGAAAAUGCACAGAUUAAGUAAAAUACAUUAUGUGUAAUGUAAGUUAGCGUAAACUUAAAUGAAAAUGCCCAUAUAUGUUUAAUUAUUAAUUAUGAAUGACUGAAUGUUCGCUGUUCUCGAGUUUCUCACUAUUAUUGUAAAUAUUGAGAAAAUUAAUGGAUAAAUAAUCUUCACAAAAACUAGGUUGUAUUGAGCUAGAUUUUAACUCUAAAAAUGCAGCUAAACAUAAGUCACUGAUAGAGAAAUGGGAGUUGAUUGUGUCUUAGUGGCCCUUUUUAACGGAUUUACCAAUGUCCGUAAAGUAAAUAAAUAAACCGGCGGUCGGCAACCUUUUAGCAGCCAAGGGCCACAUAGCUGCAUUAAUCGAUCCCAUUUAUCUAAAAAAACCGGGCAAGUGCGAGUCGGACUCGCGCACGAAGGGUUCCGUACCAUAAUGCAAAAAAAAAGCAAAAAAAUACUGAUUUAAACUUUCACGAUUAUUAAACAUUAUCAAACUGCACAACGGGACUUAAUCGCGUAUUUAAGUUUUAAGAUUUACCUCCGACGUUUCGAGGACGGCGUUGUCCCCGUGGUCUCGGAGAAGACUGGCUCAAGUUGACAUCAACAUCUUCUAGCCGCGCGAGUUUUUCGAACUACCCGCACUUGGUCUUGUUUAUCAGUUUGAACGUUUUGCGCACUAGGGAUGUCACUCUGUCG